Molecule: messenger RNA, 4190 nt
Organism: Seminavis robusta
Lineage: Eukaryota; Bacillariophyta; Bacillariophyceae; Naviculales; Naviculaceae
Source: the annotation of a GenBank genome assembly
GAACGCCAAUCUUCCCCAUUCGACUAUUCAUCUUGAUGAUUGCCAGAGCUAUGGUCGCCAUCAUCUUUCUAAUGCUUAGAUGCGAAGCCGGUGCAGGUGGAAACCUUCAGUGGUCUCUGCCCAGGUUUCUGGGAAGCCUUCUGUUGUUCCGUGGUGGGAAAAAGAAGCAAGAUAGUAGCAAGAUGUGCCGGCAAAAGGUUUGCUCAUAUUUUGACUAAAGCGCUUUGGUUGUGGAGGUCAUAAAAGGAACUUGGAAGACCUCUUUUGCAGAGACCUUCAUUUCAUUCAUUUGCUUGAACAGUUUCUAUCUACAAAUCUAUCUAUCGAUCUAUCUUUCUGAGACCAUGUCUUCAUCUCCAGCGUCCUCAGCUCGAGCGGGAGGAGAAGGUGCCGUGGAAGUGUUGAGUAUGAGUACGAACAGCGGUUCCGAUGACGACUACGACGGUAAGACGGUUUCGUCGGGAGCAGGAGACAAUGAUUCUUCCAUGACGACGACGACGACGAAUACAGCGAACAUGUCUCGCGAAGAUGAGAUCAAAACGCAGUCAAUGAACAUUGAAAAGACUACCAAGCGCACCGUUCUGAUGGCUGCCUUGGUGACCAUCAUGGGUGCAGUAGCUGCCGUGAGUUUUCUCUUUGUGGCCAUUACCAAUGAACAGGAGGAAAAGGAGUCUUUGUUUCUUCGUCGUGCCACUGACUUGGCGGAAAGCAUUGACAUUAGCUGGCGUGACUAUGAGACGGCGGCCCUGUGGGUGCACAAUGCGUGUCACAAUUGGAGGGCUUCCGGCUACAACCGUGAUGACUUCAAAGAUCUAUUCCAGUACCUGGACAGCUCUGGACUUGACUUUUUUGUCAUUGAGUGGGUCCCCAACAUUACUCAAGCCGAAAGACCUCUGAUUGAGAAUGCCACUCGAGAAUACUACCGUGAUGACCCCAGGAACUUUUAUAGUGGUGGAUUUACUGGCAUGGAACCGGUACCAGGUGGUGAAGAAGGUGAGAUUGCACAGCUUAACCGAUCCGAGCAACCCUUUUACUUCCCCAUCCAUUUUGUUGAGCCCUGGCAAAAUGGAGGCUUUGCCACCCAUUUGGAUUUGUGGAGUAUUGGAUAUGAGCAACCCGUCAUCCGCACGGCAUUGGAGCAAGUUGUCCCUGUCAUGACUGCCCGCUUCGUCCUUGUUCCUCACACCCUCGAGAAAGAUGGGUACUCUGUCGUCCUCUACCAUCCUGGAAAACCCGUGUCGAUUGAAAACAAUGACACACAUCCUGUGGACCUGAGCAACAUCAUUGUUCAGAUCAACUCCCUUUUGGCUCGAGCUGCUAGUGCACAGGGAGUGAGCUUGGGGGCCUACCUCUACGACUCCACCAUCACCGAAAUGGAUCCUGAGCUCCCCCCUGAAUUCAUGGGUGGAAUCAAGAUUGAUGUCACAACUUCUACCAUCAAGAAUGGAAUGGACUCUCAAGAACUGGACAAUCGGACAUUGUCAAAAUUCCCCGAAAUCCCGCUGGCGGAACUGGAGCAGCAGAGCGAUCCCAACUUGUACUAUCAGCACAACAUCUUUGUGGGACAACGUUCAUGGAAAGUUGUGGUGGUGCCUGUGGAUGACUCGUAUGAACCAGCGAUUAUGUUGGCAGUUCUAAGUGGUGUCAUGAUCUUUGUUGCAGCAUUCUUGCUCUCCAUCUGGAUGCUCCACAACAUGAGAAAGUCCAUCAAGAUGAAUCGUAUCCUCUCUGAAGCGGCUGCUGAAGCAGCCAUUGUCUCUAACUUGUUCCCUGCCAACGUCCGCGAACGCAUGAUUCAAGAUGCCAAGAAUCGAAACAAUUUAGUUGGGGCGUCCAGGAAAGAAGAUGUCUUCCUCAAGGACGGUGUUGGAGGAGGACAGCAUGGACUGGCUGAAAACAAGCUUGGUGGCUACCUAUCCAGUGAGGGGAUCUUUGGAAGCAAACCCAUUGCAGAAUUGCACCCAUACACGACCAUCAUGUUUGCUGAUCUCGUGGGCUUUACGGCGUGGUCAUCUGUCCGCGAGCCGUAUCAGGUGUUUACCUUGCUGGAAAUUCUGUAUCAUUCGUAUGACAACAUUGCGGCACGCCGGCGAGUUUUCAAGGUUGAGACAGUCGGUGAUUGCUACGUUGCUGUCUGCGGGCUUCCUGAGAGGCGCAAAGAUCAUGCCGUUGUCAUGGCCCGCUUUGCUACAGACUGCCUUUACCGCAUGCACAAGCUGGUAAAAGCUCUAGAGGUGUCGCUAGGCCCGGACACUGGAGACUUGAGUCUUCGAGUUGGGCUUCAUUCAGGCCAAGUAACGGCUGGAGUCCUACGAGGAGACAAAGGUCGUUUCCAGUUGUUUGGUGACACAAUGAACACAGCUAGCCGCAUGGAAUCAACGGGAGUCCGCAAUAAGAUCCAAGUGUCUCAAGAGACUGCAGACCACCUCAAGGAUUCGGGAAAGGAGGAUUGGUUGGUGCCGAGGAAAGAAAUGAUCACCGCAAAGGGAAAAGGAACCCUUCAAACUUACUUUCUCAAGACUUUGUCAGGAUCACAACAGUCUGCUGAGUUUGAUGAACGAGUGACCCGCGGAUCCAAUUUUGUCGUGCCCAGAGAUCAGGGCAACCUAAGAAUUAUGGAAAACACCAAGAUGCAGCGUCUGGUUGAUUGGAAUGCCGAGGUGCUUGGCCAACUACUCAAGCGCAUUGUGGCCCGCCGAGCUGCAGCGAUGGUUGAGCGGAAGGACUAUGUCGCAGAUUUCCAUCAACAUGGCGAUGCUCGAAUGCCACUUGAUGAGGUUGUCCCAAUUAUCAAGCUCCCUGAUCUGGAUCGUAAAGCCAUUAAGAAGCAGGUAGAUCCAGAGCGCAUCGAACUCGAUGCAGAGGUUGUGGGUCAAUUGCGAGACUUGGUUACAAGCAUUGCUGGGGAGUAUCACACAAACCCGUUCCACAACUUUGAACACGCUUCACAUGUAUGCAUGAGUGUUCAGAAGAUGCUCUCACGCAUCAUUAAUCCAACGGAAAUCCAUCUGAAGAAACACAAGGGCGACUAUGAGGAUGAAUCCAAAUUGGAGUCUGAACUGCAUGAUCAUACUUUUGGAAUCACCUCGGAUCCCCUUACCCAUUUUGCUUGUGCAUUCAGUGCAUUGAUUCAUGAUUUGGAUCACCAGGGUGUACCCAACUCAGUCCUGAUGAACGAAGGGAGCCCCCUUGUCAAGAAAUACCACGAAAAGAGCCUUGCUGAGCAGAACUCCAUCGAUUUGACAUGGGAAAUUCUUGCAGAUCCCAAGUAUGACAAACUUCUCAAAACAAUCUGCUGCGAUGAGCUUGAUUUCAGAAGGUUCCGCGAGCUGGUGGUCAAUUCCGUGUGUGCCACAGACAUCAUGGACAAGCAACUGGGUGGAGCUAGGAAGGCUCGUUGGGAAGUGGCCUUUAACGAAGAACCCAAAGAGGAGCCCAAGGCGACUACAGUCAACCGCAAGGCUACAAUCGUGCUCGAGCACUUGAUCCAAGCUUCAGAUGUGUCCCACACUAUGCAGCAUUGGCAUAUUUAUGCCAAAUGGAACCAACGACUCUUUAUGGAGCUCUACAAGGCCUACAAGGCUGGCCGUUUGGAAAAAGAUCCAAGCAUUGGCUGGUAUGAGGGAGAGAUGGGAUUCUUUGAUUUCUACAUCAUCCCAUUGGCAAAGAAGCUCUUCAAAUGUGGUGUGUUCGGUGUUAGCAGUGACGAGUUCUUGAACUAUGCCCAGAUCAAUCGCAAGGAGUGGGAAAAGAAGGGAGCCCAACUGGUCCAGAAGUACUUGAGGGACUAUGAAGAAGAUUUUGGGACGGCACCUGAUGGGCGUCUGUGCUACGAUAGCUGUGUGAGUGAAGAUGAAUUUGACGACGAAUCGGUGGGAGGUGACGACGCGGCAUCUUGUGACUGCUGAACAAGACCGGAGGACAAACUACUUUGCCAAAGGUUGCGAUGUGGCAACCGAAAAAUGGGCGAGAAACAAGUCUGCCCAUGAAAGACAGACCGGCCCGUAUCCUGGGCCUGCAUUUUCUAUAUUCUGCAUGUAAAUCACAUUUGCUUCUGAAGACAGACUUGUCUUGGUCUGGCUCUUCGAUGCGCCUGCAUGUACAUCACACUCUACCUCGUAAGGCAGACUGGCCCGUAUCAUGGGCCUGCAUCUUCCGAAGUUGGGGUGUAAUCAAAUUUUAGCAACCUA